Molecule: messenger RNA, 1236 nt
Organism: Schistosoma curassoni
Lineage: Eukaryota; Metazoa; Platyhelminthes; Trematoda; Strigeidida; Schistosomatidae
Source: the annotation of a GenBank genome assembly
GACUUGGAUAAAGCGAUUCAAGAUGGACAUAAAAACCUCUCAACCGGCUAUCAACAUUAAAAGCCUAGUAACUGGCCUUUGUAUUCUCUAAACAACAAACCAAAUCCCACUCUACUCUGCGGGCCAACUGAUGUUCAAAUACACCCUUAUCAUGUUAGAAAAUGUCUGAACACUCACAGUGCUGUUUUUGUUUACAAAGUACCUAGCAGUAUCAUUCUUUAUCAGACAAGAAAGAUAAUUUAUACAAGCAACAUAUAUAUCCCGUAUUUUUUAAAGCUAAGCUUUACAUCCAAGCGUUUGCUUCAAAGUUUAAUUAAUGGGUCUCUAAAGAAUUAUUUCAGAAAGUAGUUAGUGUUCGGCAAACCUGACGCUAUCAUUUAUCUCCGUCGUCAUGUGCAUACAUUUACGGUCUCUGUAUUUUUGUACUUUUGUUCACUAGCGUUUUCUUGCAUUCACAUCACGUAACUCUACUGCAUUUACUAAUCUAGGUCUCAAACCAUCUCACCAAGAUGUUUCUAUAAUGGGAAAUUCUGGAACAUGUUUAACCGAUUACCUGAGCGUCUGUGCUCCUGAGAAAGUUCUUUUAGUCAUAAGCUUUUGUACUGUCCUUUUGGGUUUUGUUCUUAUUGUUUCAGGUGUUUGUAUCACUCAGCUUAGUGAUGGACCGUACGCUCAUUUGUCCAUAUCAUAUUCAGCUGUCCCUAUUGUGUUUGCUGGUUGUGUUACACUAUUAAUAGCCAUUGUUAGGAUCGUUUCUACAAGUAAAAGUUUAAGGGAAAUGAAUUUGACUCCCUGUGAGUUUGGAAAACAAUGGAAUAAAAAGGAGUCUGUUUCCGAGCCUAUUUCUUACAAUCUUCAAGAAAACGCAUAUAAUGUAUUUUCUUUUGCAAAUAAAUCGUCUGGAAAUUUUAGCUCCAACUCAUUUUCGGAUAAGAAGGUUGAUCAUAUUCCCAUGCCUGUAACAAACUAUCAUCAAAGAUUACCAAUGCCUCCAAGGCGAGCUGUUUUGUAUUAGGUCUACUCAACUUUUAAUGUAACACUGAUUCGAGAGUUUUCUGUAUGUUAAACAUCUUUUAUUUCAAGUUUCAUCAUUGUUUCUAUUGUCAUGCUCCGUUUUAGAAUUGUAUUUGGUUGUACCGCGACAUUAUUGUGCAUGCACUGUUUCUAAUUUUCAGAUUUGUGUUAUAAUCAACCCAAUAGUGAUAACUUGGUUGAAUAAAGUAAAUCCACUUUUUU